Molecule: messenger RNA, 2680 nt
Organism: Physella acuta
Lineage: Eukaryota; Metazoa; Mollusca; Gastropoda; Physidae
Product: beta-1,3-galactosyltransferase 1
Biological process (GO): protein O-linked glycosylation
Cellular component (GO): Golgi membrane
Molecular function (GO): hexosyltransferase activity
Source: RefSeq, a predicted model, not a curated record
UCUCAUUGUGUAGAACUACCAUCUCAUUGUGUAGAACUACCAUCUCAUUGUGUAGAACUACCAUCUCAUUGUGUAGAACUACCAUCUCAUUGUGUAGGACUACCAUCUCAUUGUGUAGGACUACCAUCUCAUUGUGUAGAACUACCAUCUCAUUGUGUAGAACUACCAUCUCAUUGUGUAGGACUACCAUCUCAUUGUGUGCUUCUAAAGUAGGACUACCAUCUCACUGUGUAGGACUAAAGUAGGAGUACCAUCUUAUUAUGUGGGAUUACCAUUUUAUUGUGCGAGAAUACCUUCUUAUUUUGUUGGACUAGCAUCACCUUCCAUAGGACUAACUCCCUUCGAUUGUAUUACCUCCCCUGUAUACGACUACCUCCCCUAUAUUGGAUUACCUCCCUUCUAUUGGAUCACCUCCCCUGCAUACUGUAUAGGAAUACCUCCCGCCAUAUGCAUUAGUUAUGCAUUCAGUACGGCACAAGGUAACGAGGUAAUCAAAACAUCCGUGCAGGUGAAGCAGACAAUGAAUCUCAGGGUGUUCAGAAAACUGAAACUAGGUUUCCUCAUCUGCGUCAUCCUAGCCCUCAACCUGACCUUCCUGCUGUCCGUCACACUACGCAAGGUCAUCCUGUGGCGCGAGCCAUACACUCACCUCCCGGAGUUCACCGUUGACCCAGUUCUGGUUGCUAGGAUACGGAGCCAGGCCAACACGACCGUGAACCCUAUCAAGCUGCGAAAGGUCCAAGACAUCAAGCUAGAGAUCAACGAUUCCCGUACAACAGACGACGCCCUUUACCCGGCGAAGAUGAUCGGACAUUACAUCAUGGUGAACCCGGAUCUAUGCCGCAGUGCGCAUGUCAUCGACAUCAUCAUAAUUGUACACACAUCCCCGGCUAAUUUAGAGAACCGGCAACGGAUCCGGGAGAGUUUUGGGAAGGAGGAUAAUUUUUUACCGUUCCACGUGCGGGUCGCGUUCCUGCUGGGGCGAACGACCAAUCAGACGUUAGAGCGGAUUCUGUGGUUCGAGCACGCGACCUACAACGACACCAUCAUGGCCAGCUUCACCGACUCGUACCACAACCUCACGCUCAAAGGCGUCAUGGGGUACCAGUGGGUCAGCCAACAUUGCGCCAAUUCUAAAUUCGUGCUAAAAAUAGACGAUGACGUCAUCAUCAACAUGUACAAGCUCCUGUACUCGUUUUUAAACCACAUGAACGGGAAGACCAAAUCUAUUUUCUGCAACGUGUGGUACAAAGACACCAUGCCCAUUCUGCGUGAUGGGAAAUGGAAAGUGGAGUCGCACAUGUUUGCCCGCCGAAAAACUUUCCCUUACGACUACUGCAGUGGGUUCGUGGUCCUGAUGACCACUGACCUCAUGGCCCCCAUGUACGAGGCGGCCUUGACGACGCCAUUUUUCUGGAUAGACGACGUGUACUUGUUCGGCAUGCUGCCCAGUAUCGUGGGUCACGUGACCUACUACAACUACAAGCUGGACCAGAACGUGACCUUGGUGCCACAGAAGGCCAUCAACUGCACGCAGACGUUGGGGGUCAAGUGCCCCAUCUUCGCCUCCAUCAUCAGCGGUGGCGCGUUCUGGAAUUACUGGGGGAUGAUCCAGUCCCUCUAUACGUCUAGUUCGUGGAAAGUAGAGAACAAAAUUGUUGCGUAAUCUCUGCUUGGACAUGCUGGAGAUAUUUGGGCGAUGAUCCAGAUCGUGCAAAGUAGAAAGCAGAAUUGUGGCAUUAUCUCUGCUUCAAAAUUCUGGAGAUACUUGGGAUGAUCCAGAUUAUAGAAAGUAGAAAGAAAAAUGGUUGCAUAAUCUCUGCUUUAACAAUCUAGAGAUACUUGGGAUGAUCCAGAUUGUGGAAAGUAGAAAGAAAAAUUGUUGCACAAUCUCUGCUUUAACAAUCUAGAGAUACUUGGGAAGAUCUAGAUUAUAGAAAGUAGAAAGAAAAAUUGUUGCAUAAUCUCUGCUUUAACAAUCUACAGAUACUUGGGAUGAUCCAGAUUGUGGAAAGUAGAAAGAAAAAUUGUUGCACAAUCUCUGCUUUAACAAUCUAGAGAUACUUGGGAAGAUCUAGAUUAUAGAAAGUAGAAAGAAAAAUUGUUGCACAAUCUCUGCUUUAACAAUCUAGAGAUACUGGGGUGUGAUCCGAAUCGUGGAAAGUAGAAAACGAAAUUGUUGCACAAUCUCUGCUUGUACAAUCUAGAGAUACUUGGGAUGAUCCAGAUUGUGGAAAAUGGAAAGUAGAAAGAAAAAGUGUUGCAUAAUCUCUGCUUCAAUAGUAACUUGACACCUGUAACAUAAGAUAGACGUACAGUUACAAGACUGAUGUUACAACAGUGGUGCUGUAGCUCCAGGGCUAGAUAAGGCCACUACAGAUUGUGUCUUGUUGGUACUUGGACCAUUCCUUAGACAAGGGCAUCAUUAAAAUGUGUUGUGUUCGUUCUUUGAAAUGUUGAUGUAUAUAAGAUUUGGUGUAGAUUAAUUUAUUAAUGCUGCUUAAAUGUUAUUAUUAAUUACUGAUAUUAUGAUGUGAAAGUGUGAGAAAAAUGUCGCAGUUCGACGCUUUGCCUCCAUUUUUUGAUGUUUUAACUAGCUCAGCAAAUACACCGCGAAAAGUCAAAUACAAGAGUGGCAAAACCGAGGGUUUUUUUUACGGUGGGCAGUAACGUACGUUAG